AGUCGACCGAACACGCGCCUACACGGUAACAACUUUUAUCAACUCAAACGAAAUAUCGCGCCAAAGACGCGCGUUCCAAUAUUAAAUUUAUAAUUCAAAUAAAAAUCAGACUCAAUUAUUAUAAUUUUAUUAGUAGUAUUAUUAGUGAGUGACGUGAGAAAGUAUUGGCACGUGAAAAGUUUUCGUUGGCAUCAAUCUUCUAAAAACAAAACGUUCUGAAACUAAUCUAGAAUGUACAUACAGUCAAACAAUAGCAUCACGUACUUUGACGACAAUGCCAGCGACCCGUAUACACCGUACAAGGAUAGAGUGGAGACUUAUGUGGUGCCAGUAAUCUUUGCUAUAAUAUUUAUCGUAGGCGUAUUGGGAAAUGGAACUCUAGUUAUUGUUUAUGUUAGACAUAGGGGCAUGAGGAAUGCACCCAACACGUACAUAUUCUCUUUGGCGCUUGCUGAUCUCCUAGUAAUUCUAAUCUGUGUACCGUUUGUCUCUACGAUAUACACCCUGGAGUCAUGGCCAUGGGGAGAGGUGAUAUGCAGGCUGUCUGAAACUGGCAAGGACAUUAGUAUUGGGGUAUCUGUCUUCACGCUGACCGCUCUCUCAGCUGAGAGGUAUUGCGCUAUUGUGAACCCCUUUCGUAAGUUACAACUAAGAAAGUUGCCGUUGGUAUGCGCUACGAUAAUUUGGAUAGUUGCCCUGCUAUUGGCAACACCAGCAGCCUUAUUUUCCAAUACUGCAUCGGCAACACUUCACAACAACGUCACUAUAUUAUUUUGCUCCCCUUAUCCACCAGAUUGGACUACAUUUCCCAAAUGGAUGACAUUAGCGAAAGCAAUAAUAUACUACGCUUUACCGCUUUUAGUAAUAGCAUUCUUCUACUCCCUAAUGGCACAAAGGCUAUUAGCAAGUACAAAAGAAAUGCCGGGAGCACUUCACGCGGGUCAGGGAGAGGCGCAGGCAAAGGCCAGGAAAUCUGUCGCUUGUAUGGUCCUCAUAUUUGUGAUUGUAUUCUUUAUAUGCUUCCUGCCAUACCAUGCGUUGGAGUUAUGGUAUUAUUACUCACCAACUGCCGAGUAUGAUUAUAAUGAUUGGAUUCACGCCCUGAGAAUAAUAGGCUUCUGUCUCAGUUUCCUCAACUCAUGCGUGAACCCCGUGGCCUUGUACUGCGUGAGUGGAGUUUUCAGACAACACUUCAACCGGUACCUGUGUUGUCAACGUAGCACUCUUCACCCGUCUUGCAGCUCUCGGCUCUCCAGAACUGCUAUUUGUGAAACAUCCUUCAGAAGCACUCAUCGGCAUCGUUGUAACAGGAACCCCACAGAGAGUGUGGUAAUAUCUAACUAUGAUUAUGGAAAUAAGAAGAAAAACAACAUAAUAUCGAGGAGCAGCGCUGAUGCUGUCACUAUUAUGACUAUUAGAGAUUCGACAGAUUUCAUUACAGAUGUGAACGAGAAAGCUAUUAACAGAUAGACGACUAAGCUAUUUUCUUGUAAGGCUUAAGCUGACUAUUGGAACCAAUGUUAAUAUUGUAAUAUCUAACGAAACUGACUUGAAUGUACCUAUAGUUGAAUGGUUUUAUGCUGUCAAUAUAAUAUCACAAUACUUUUUUUGGAUAUAUCUAAUAUCUUUACACGAGCAAUUCUUGUAUAUAUACAACCUGAUUCUCGGAAAUGGCUCCAACGAUUUUCACAAAAUUUAGUAUACAGGGGAUUUUGGGGGCGACAAAUCGGUCUAGUUAGGUUUCAAUUUAAUAAAAUGUUUUAUCCGUGUUUUAAUGAGAAACUGCUACAAUAACAUUAGAAAGGUAAAUUUCGUUACUAUAUACAAGACUAUAAUAGCUCAGAUGGGACAUUGGGUGAUCCGGAACGCAGAAGACCCCGGUUCGAAUCCACACGACCUAUUUUAUUUUUCGUUCAAGUUUUGUACAUUCUUAAAACUCCGAGCAAGUCUCGGUCGUCCGGAUAUUGGUAUAUUAUUCACGCAUUUCGUUCGUUGUAGGCUGUUCAUAAGCUCAGGAACUUAAAUUUACUUCCCUGUAUCGUUAUUCAUCAUGAGAAUCUAACUAGGAAGGUACAAGAAUAUUACUUUAAACAUGUCACCUCGUAGGUGACAAGUGGACCACCAGGGGUAUCUAGCGAUUUAGAAUUGUAAUUGGCGAAUGUGAAGCAAAUAACUGGAAAAGCUCUUGCACGAAAUAUUUUAGUAACUAAACUUUUUUUAAUGCAAUAUAUGAUUCUGAAUGAAUGAAUGAAUGAGAUUCUUUAACGUUGAGUAGUAUGUGUACACCCGUGUGUUUAUAUAAUGUUGCUAUUGUAUGUACUCUUCCCGCAAAUGAUAAGCACUCAUAAUAUUUUGAUGGCCUUCGUAUUUAGAUUUCCAUGUUUAAGCUGUUGAGCUUAGGUGAAAUUAAUAGUUUUUCAAUUUUAUGAAACUCAAAAUUAUUUGUAAAUCCAAAAAAAAUUACUCAUAAUUAGUUACUACACAAAUCGAAACAUAGCAGUGCGAAAUUGUUCUCGAUAAUUAUAUUAAAUUCUACCGCUUAUGUAAAUAUUCUUAUCUAUCAGGUAAUUUUUAGUCACCUUUGUAUGUGCAUAUGAUAAUAUGCGGACCAUGCAUAUCCUAAAAAGUUGGCUUUGAUAUAAUAAACCUACAACCGAAAACGUGGUCUGAGUUAGAUCAAAUUAUUUAUUCACCAAAUACCAGAUUAGAAUGUUAAUAAUUUUAUGUGAACAUAAUAGUUUGCAUAUAAUCAUGCAUUUCUGAUUUUUAAGAAUGGCAAGAAUGUAUAUAUGAUAGUGUGUAAAAGGCUUACUUAUAACUAUCGCACCAUUCCGAAAAAAUCCUACCAAUAUUAUGUAAAUAACUUUUCUUUUCAAUACAAUAAAUGUAUUAGAGACUUCAAACUUUCAACUGUUAAUAUCUCAACAUGAUUACAAAUAUCUAGAAAAAAUGUUACAAUAUCAUCUAUAAUAUGCAUUUAAAUAUAAUAUAUUUAAUAUAAUAUUGUAAAUA
Molecule: messenger RNA, 3012 nt
Organism: Leptidea sinapis
Lineage: Eukaryota; Metazoa; Arthropoda; Insecta; Lepidoptera; Pieridae
Gene: NGR-A14
Product: neuropeptide CCHamide-2 receptor-like
Exons: 8
Coding region: 232-1470 (412 amino acids)
Biological process (GO): G protein-coupled receptor signaling pathway
Cellular component (GO): membrane
Molecular function (GO): G protein-coupled peptide receptor activity
Source: RefSeq, a predicted model, not a curated record